AUGGGCUCAGGAAUAUUGGAUCUUACAAACCGUGGCAACAAGAUUGCAGAGAGGCUUUCACAGGAUGUUCAGGAAGCUCUCACAAAGCAUGAGCUUGAGGAAGUAAUCCUUCCAGCAGAAGUGGAGAAAAUGCUAGAUGAGUUCAUAGCAUCCCACAAUAAGGGUCUAAAGAGGGUGAGACCAAUCAAUUUCCCUGGUAUUGAGGAUAAUAUAGACCAGGAGUUGGAGGAUGUGUUGUUUGUAACUCAUGGGUUGCUGGAGGGAUUUAAUAAUGUUAUUGGACUUUUAUAUUUUAUAGAUGACAAAUUUGGAAAUGCAGGCCUUUUUUUGAAAGAGCUGACUAUAGCAAAAAAUGGUUAUGUGGUCCUUGCCAUUUCAAAAAUCUUGGAUCCCAUUUUUGCUUGCAAUGAAGAUGAAACUCCAGCAAUGCAUGCAUGGUAA
Molecule: messenger RNA, 441 nt
Organism: Paraglomus brasilianum
Lineage: Eukaryota; Fungi; Glomeromycota; Glomeromycetes; Paraglomerales; Paraglomeraceae
Source: the annotation of a GenBank genome assembly